GGUACAGUCGUGUGCACAAAUAUGUCGACCCAGUUAACAGUGGAAGGAUGCUCUGGAUACUUCCUAAAUCACCAGCUUCUAAUGGAAGAUUCAUAUCAGCAAGCAGUUCAAAACCAAAGCUAUGUCUUGAAAGGUGAAGUGUUCAAAUUCUCAGAAAAAGAAGCAACCAUGGAAGGAGAACCGAGAAAACGGAAAAGGCGGAAGGCGAAUGCUGCCCCGGAUGUUUCUGCAGAGGAAAUUUUUGAUGUUAAACAUAUGCAGGAAUCAGUUACUAAAUUGCUUGAAGUGUGUCCACUUCGAAGAUUAUCGAUAUCUGCUGCUGAGAACAUAGACGUGAAUGCCAUUGUCGAAGAGCCAACCGUCUUUCCAAAAUUUCACGGUCAAAAUCCAUCUACAUCUCCUGUGGUAACAACAUUUGUUGGCCGUCAAUUUUUAAUCCCGCCAAAAUCUGUGUUUUACAACGAUGAUAUUCGAAACUUAUCAAACAUUCUUCCCAAUGGAGAGAAAUUCGAUUUGAUUGUUCUUGAUCCGCCUUGGCGAAAUAAGUAUAUUCGUCGAUUAAAAGCAGUUCGAACGGAAUUGUCCUAUCAAAUGUUGUACAAUGAAGAUUUAGCCGCUAUCCCUUUGGAUGAGUAUAUUCAUGAGAAAACACUUGUUGUGAUUUGGUGCACAAAUUCAAACAUCCAUCAUAAAGCAAUAUUAGAAACAUUUUUACCAAAAUGGAGCCUAAAAUUGUUAGCAAAGUGGUUUUGGAUUAAGCUUAACGAUAGAGGAAGCUUAGUUUGUCCAUUCCGGGAUGUUGGCCAAAAGCAACCAUUUGAACAUAUUUUUAUCGCGACGCAUCAAGACAAUGUUGGCUUCCGUUUUCAGGAAGAGUUUUUAAUGAGUAUAGCAAGCAUCAUACAUUCACACAAACCUCCCCUAUUUGAACUAUUUAAAAAAUACCUCCCGACAGAAAAUCCGCGAUGUUUGGAACUCUUUGCAAGGUAUUUAUAUCCAGGUUUUACAUCGGUAGGCUUAGAAGUUUUAAAGUUACAAGAUAUCCGUUUGUACGAUUUGCAAACGAAACGACCAAACGAAUAAUAAAUACGUGUUGCAGUGCAAAUGAAAUAAAAAUCUUUUUCACAAUAA
Messenger RNA from Hermetia illucens (black soldier fly), 1131 nucleotides. RefSeq names its product N(6)-adenine-specific methyltransferase METTL4 (gene Mettl4). Gene Ontology annotation, cellular component: nucleus; RNA N6-methyladenosine methyltransferase complex. Gene Ontology annotation, molecular function: nucleic acid binding; methyltransferase activity. Lineage: Eukaryota; Metazoa; Arthropoda; Insecta; Diptera; Stratiomyidae. The coding region runs from base 22 to 1083 and encodes 353 amino acids. The record is from RefSeq and is a predicted model, not a curated record. The transcript is spliced from 4 exons.